Molecule: messenger RNA, 2232 nt
Organism: Colletotrichum lupini
Lineage: Eukaryota; Fungi; Ascomycota; Sordariomycetes; Glomerellales; Glomerellaceae
Exons: 16
Coding region: 1-2232 (743 amino acids)
Source: RefSeq, a predicted model, not a curated record
AUGUCUUUCCAGAAAUCCGGCCCUUUUGGCUGCUCAUGCUGGUGGACUUCGAGACGAGUCCACGGAAACAACUCUUUCCAUGAUCCUGUCAGCAUCGGUUACAUCAAGAAUAGCCCCGCCAACGUGCAGCCCGCCAGCAAGACUUGCCGGAGCGACGAAACGAAACGAGCGGACAGAGCCGGGUUGUCGCGCAUUCCAAACGGGGUCACAGUUCUCAGACCUCUCAAUCAAAUAUCAGGUGAAAGCCAAGACUCAAGAGUCAACGCGAGGAUGAAACUCCCGCGGCCGUUGCAUGAGCAAACAGAGACCCAGUUCUCUCAGCUGCCUCUCCACUUUCUAUUCAUCGGCGCGCUACUGAUGAUUUCUUCACGUCCGAGCUACAAGCUACGUUACCGACAUCGGGGUUUAAUUGUCAAAGAUCGCAAUUCCCAAUGGACGCACCAUUACCUUCUCGCACAGACAAGGGGCCAGAGGACGACUGACAUUCGUCAAUCUGAGAUGCCAACGAUCACGCCGAUGAAGCGCGAACCGAUGGCAGUCAUUGAGGAGCAGAAUUACUGCACACCACACACUGUGACCCUUAGACACUCCAAAGCUAUAACAUCUCGGCCAGUCACAGUAGUACACGAUGAUACUCCGAGACUCUCCAUUUCUACACUCUCCACCUACUGGAGCCAGAGCAAUCAAUCUGCUGGUGUAGUGUACACUACCCCCAAAAUCCCCCCAAGUUGCUUCAUUAAACUUGGGGCUCUAACCACCAAGCGCCUUGUCAAAGAGACGACGAUAUGCUACGUCCGCGAGAUACGGGGCUUUGCUAGCCCGAUAUUGGCAGAUGCCCAAAUAAUGACCAGCCCAAAAGCCACCGGGCCUUGUCCCCAGCUGCUAGGCUGCGCCUGGACCACAAAGAGGCGCAACAUCCGCCGUAUCAUUUGGCGAUCCUUCUUCAAAAGACCGUCCUCCAUAGAGACGGUGCCCGGCUAUCUGCGUCGGAGGCGUAAGGGUAUCGCCGGCCUGCCGUUCCGUCGCGACAGUCGAUGGAUCAAUGAGCGCCUCUUUGGUGUUCUUUACUGGCUCUUGGCAAACCAAUCUGCCUACGACGGAACUUCAGAACACCUCAUGGACCUCCGCAUGUCUUCGGAAAAGUUGUCUGGCACCCGUGCUUUGGCUGGCAAGAAUUUAACAAUAUUCCCUCUGAUGAUAUUUGGGUUGGAGCAAACACUGGCCGGCGGAAUGGAAAGACCGCGGAUGAGCGACAGAAGAUCGACUCAGCCUGUGAAAUAUUUGGUUAAUGUCUCGCCGGUGAAGGCAUCUAGUGGUGGAGCCAGUGGCAGCAGCAUUAUCGAGCUUUCGGUACUGGAAGCUAUCAACGUCAGCGCGGCAUCCCAGGCAGUCUGCGUUUGCAUCGGCAGAGGCAAACACGCAUAUAUCGACCUAGCUAAGGAUUCGGUCUUCGCAAGGGUUGUACUACUCAACAUGUGUGUCACGGGCAUCCGGCCUCCAUUCCGCGCCUGCUUCGUCAUCAGCCAACGGCGUGUUGUGGGCGCUGCAAACGGAAGCGAGCUCUCCAAGCUACUGUUUUCGCGUGCGUUAGAGUGGUGGAAUUCUCCAGCGAGAGACGAGGAUCCCUCGUUGAGUUGGCAACAAGGAGACGAGUUCCUGAGGCCAGGCAAACAAAAUAGAUGGAAAACAAAGACUCGGCGGGAUGACGAUACUUGGCUUCCGCUCCUACACCCAAUCAGCUGCCUGGUUCGAGUAACGAGGGUAACACACGCGGCCUCCAUUUUGUGUAAUCGCAAGUACCCAUCUUUGACUGCGAGGGCACGCAUCAUCUUCGAGAAACCAUCAAAGCUUAUGUCACCUGAUUUAUACCUCUACGCCCAGUCGAAAGCCUCAGCACCAGCAAGCUUUCACACAAGCAAAGCACAGCGUGCUGUGCUCGCAGCUCCCAUACUAAGCUCGAACGCCAGUGCUGCGCUAGAUCCGUCAAACAAAGGAUCGCUGACGAUGACCGAGCUCACCCCAGUCGCUUUGAUCUACAGUCAAAGAUCCGGCCCUCCUAGAUUUAUCGUUCCCAAUUACGCCAAUAUGUUGACAGCAGCACCCAGUCCUCUUUACUCGCGGUUGAUGAUUCUGGCUUGCCAUUGCGUUCGCACGGUUUACUGUACGGUAUUGCUUGAGACCCAUGCUCUGUAUCUGGGACCCUUUCUCGAUACGUGCGGCGCCGGCAGCUAG